CAAUAGAAUUAACCAAUAGAAUUUUACUCAACACAUGUAAGCAUAAAAAUUAUAUAUUGGAUUAGUGAGUACUAAUAACUCAUUGAAUAUAGGUCUCUGUUCAAUACUUGCAAGAAAAAACAUGAGUAAAUUUUUUAUAUCUGGGAUCCUUUUUCUUCAUCUACUAGUAAUCACGAGUUUUUAUGGAAUCAGAGCAAGAGAAUUAGUUGAAACAGAACACAAAGAUCAUGAACACAAUUUAAUGAUUCACAUGGACCCUUCUCUUAAAGUGUUCUUCACUUUAAAAGAUUUAGAAGUUGGGAAAAAAAUGGAAAUUUAUUUUCCAAAGAGAGACCCUUCAACUUCCCCUAAGUUUUGGCCAAAAGAAAAAGCUGAUUCAAUUCCCUUUUCAUUGAACAAACUUCAAACCCUUUUAAAAAUCUUCUCUUUUUCUCAAGAUUCUCCACAAGCCAAAGCUAUGGUAGAUACCCUUAGAGAAUGUGAGAGCAAACCCAUCAAAGGAGAACUCAAAUUUUGUGCAACUUCAUUAGAAUCUAUGCUUGAUUUUACUAAAAACAUUCUUGGGUCAUCAAAUGAUCUUAAAGUUUAUGCAACUUCACAUGAAACCAAAUCAUCAAGUGUCACUUUCCAAAACUACCCUAUCUUAGAAAACAUUAUAAAUAUUUCAGCUCCAAAGAUGGUAGCUUGUCACUCUAUGCCAUACCCUUAUGCUGUUUUCUAUUGCCAUAGUCAAGAAAGUGAGAAUAGGAUAUAUAGAGUCUCACUUGUUGGUGAUAAUGGUGAUAAGGUUGAAGCUAUGGUUGUUUGUCACAUGGAUACUUCUCAUUGGGGGCAUAGUCAUGUUUCUUUUCAGGUUCUUGGUCUUACUCCAGGAAUUUCUUCUGUGUGUCACUUUUUUCCAGCUGAUAAUUUUAUCUGGGUUCCUAAAGUUCAAGUUCAGGGUGUUUCUGCUAUAUGAUUUUAAUUUCAGUGUGGUGAUAAUUACAUAUGUAGCUAAAAAAUGUUUGAUGUUUGAUAUGAUUGUUGAAAUAAGUGCUCUCUUAUGAGCUAACUUAUAUAACAUUUGUUAUGGUUACAUGGAAUAAGUUUUCUUGUAAUUUUAGUCUAUACAUUAUUUUUAAUUAA
Molecule: messenger RNA, 1125 nt
Organism: Cicer arietinum (chickpea)
Lineage: Eukaryota; Viridiplantae; Streptophyta; Magnoliopsida; Fabales; Fabaceae
Product: BURP domain protein USPL1-like
Source: RefSeq, a predicted model, not a curated record